Messenger RNA from Bemisia tabaci, 1189 nucleotides. NCBI's taxonomy places the organism in Eukaryota, Metazoa, Arthropoda, Insecta, Hemiptera, Aleyrodidae. The record is from RefSeq and is a predicted model, not a curated record.
GCGCGUUGUGAAUGCUAGCGUCACAUUCCCUCGGCGGCGAUACAGCGUAAGAUCUCCAUGGCAGCGUAAAUUAGUUUAUCUUCGAUACGCACGCAUUUGUCCAUGUUAUGAAGGCUGUUUUCAAACUUUUCCCCGUCUGUGAAUCAUUCGAUUCCAAAAUAGUGUCAAAAUGGGAGAGAGGACCCUAGUUUCUCAACAUACACUAGUCAAGUAUGGAAAUCCGGUGCUUGUAACGAAAAAACGGGACAAAUCGCCGUAUAAAUGCACUCCUGGGCCAAGCACCAGCUCUGACAAACGGGGUGCAGUCGGCGGAGUGGAAAGAGAUAAGGACACGGAGGAUAUUUUGAACUGCAUCUUGCCACCGCGUGAAUGGGAACAAGAUGGUCAGUUAUGGAUUCAGCAAGUCUCAAGCGACCCGGCAACACGGCUGGAUGUACUAAAAUUGGCUGAGCAGUUGGACAUGCGCCUUCAGCAGCGGCAAGCUCGAGAGACCGGCAUAUGUCCUGUCAGAAGGGAGCUCUUCACUCAAUGUUUCGAUGAACUCAUUCGACAGGUGACCAUCAACUGCGCUGAGAGGGGUCUCCUCUUGCUCCGCGUUCGGGACGAGUUGAGAAUGACCGCUGUAGCCUACCAGAAAUUGUACGAAAGCAGUAUUGCCUUCGGCAUACGAAAGGCUCUAUACGCGGAACAAGGAAAGGAAGACAUGGCAGAAAAAGUAGAGCAACUAACGGCGGAGAAGAAUAAGCUCCAACUCCAAGUGGUUGACCUGAAGGCAAAGGCUGAUAUGAUAGAGCGGAGAGCGAAAGAGUUACGUCUGGCCGAAGAAAAACAGCAUGCUGAGGAGAUAAGUUUCUUGAGGAGGGCGAACCAGCAGCUGAAGGUGAGAAAGAUUUGAAAAUCAGUAACUAGAAACGAGAAGACCUUUUAUGGGAGUGGUAAGGGGUAAAUCAGGAAGAUACUCAGAAAAAGGAAUACAAUCAGAAAUUGAGGCAAAAGGCUUUUAUGUAACUAGGAUCUACACUGCCGUGCUAAGGAAGCCGUAUGGACAUUCAAGAGUUGCCAAAUUUCCUUGAAUAAAACAUCUACUCGUGAGGAGAGUUUCCUUACUUUUCCUUGAAAUUUUCAGAAACCCUACAUUAAAUGGCGAACAAAAUUGUCGGAAAAUUUUAAAAUAUUCACCAUUUUCCCA